AACAUCAGCUCCUUCCCGGGACUGCGGCUGCAAUACUCCAAAACCGGAACAUCAGCUCCUCCCCCAGGUAUGCGGCUGCAAGACGCCCAAACCGGAACAUCAGCUCCCCGACGGGUCUCCAGCUGAACGGCCCUCAAACAGGAACAUCGGCUUACCACCAGAUCGCCGGCUGCAUGGCCCUCAAACUGGAACAUCAGCUCCCCACCAGAUCUCCAGCUGCACAGCUGUCAAACAGGAACAUCAGCUCCCCACCGGGUAUCCAGCUGCACGGCCCUCAAACUGGAACAUCAACUCCCCGCUGAGUCUCCAGGUGCACGGUCCUCAAACUGGAAUAUCAGCUCAAUGCCAGGUCUCCAGCUGCACAGCCCUCAAAUUGGAACAUCAGCUCCCUGCCGGGUCUCCAGCUGCACGGCCCUCAAACUGCAACAUCAGCUCCACCGCGGGACUCCAGCUGCACAGCCCUACAACUGGAACAUCAGCUCCCCCCGGGUCACCAGUCAUCCUGCACGGCCCUCAAACUGGAACAUCAGCUCCCCGGCCCUCAAACUGCAACUGGAAUAUCAGCUCAACACCAGGUCCUCCCCAGGUCGGGAGCUGCAAGACCCUCAAACCAGAACAUCAGCUCCUCGCCGGGUCUCCGGCUGCACGACCAUCAAACCGGAACAUCAGCUCCUCCCUGGGUCUGCGGCUGCACGACCCUCAAACCAGAACAUCAGCUACUCGCCGGGUCUGCGGCUGCACCACCCUCAAACCAGAACAUCAGCUCCUCCCCUGGUCCGCUGCUGCAAGACCCCCAAACCAGAACAUCAGCUCCUUCCGGGGUAUGCGGCUGCAGGACCCUCAAACCGGAACAUCAGCCCCUCCCCGGGUCAUAGGCUGCACGACACUCAAACCGAACGUCAGCUCCUUCCUGGGUCUGCAGCUGCACGACUCUCAAACUGUAACAUCAGCUCCUCCCCAGGUCUGUGGCUGCACGACCCUCAAAUUGGAACAUCAGUGCCUCCCCGGGUCUGCAGCUGCAAGACCCUCAAACCGGAACAUCAACUCCUCCCUGGGUCCACGGCUGCAAACCCUCAAACCGCUCCUCACUUCCCAGACGGGGCGGCCCGGCAGAGGCGCUCCUCACUUCCCAGACGGGGCGGCCGGACAGAGGCGCUCCUCACUUCCCAGAGGAUGGGUGGCCAGGCAGAGGCGCUCCUCACUUCCCAGAUGGGGCGGCCAGGCAGAGGCGCUCCUCACUUCCCAGACGAUGGGUUGCCAGGCAGAGGCGCUCCUCACUUCCCAGACGAUGGAACAUCAGCUCCUCCCAGGGUCCAAGGCUACAAGACGCCCAAACCGGAACAUGAGCUCCUGCCCGUGUCCGCGGCUACCCUCAAACCUGAACAUCAGCUCUUCCCUGGUCUCGGGCUGCAAGGCGCCCAAAGCGGAACAUCAGCUCCUCCCCGGGUCCGCAGCUGCAAGACCCCCAAACAGGAACAUCACCUCGUCCCCGGGUCCGCGGCUGCAAAACCCUCAAACCGGAACAUCAGCUCCUUCCUGAGUCGCGGCUGCAAGACCCUCAAACCGCGCCUCCCCGGGUCUGCCGCUGCACAACCCUCAGACUGGAACAUCAGCUCCUCCCCUGGUAUGCGGCUGAACGACCCUGAAACUGGAACAUCAGCUCUUCCCCAGGUCUGCAGCUACACGACCCUGAAACUGGAACAUCAGCUCUUCCCCGGGUCUGCAGCUGUACGACCCUCAAAAUGGAACAUCGGUUCCACCCUGGGAUUUCAGCUGCAUGAACCUCAAACUGGAACACUGGCGCCUCUCAGGGUCUGUGGCUGCAAGAUCCUCAAACUACAACAUCGGCUCCUCCCCGGGUCCGCGGCUGCAAGACCCCCAAACGGGAACAUCAGCUCUUCCCCGGGUCUGCGGCUGCACCACCCUCAAACCGGAACAUCAACAUCUCCCCGGGUCCGCGACUGCAAGACCCCCACGCCGGAAUAUCAGUUCUUACCCGGGUCCGCGGCUACAAGACCCCCAAACCGGAACAUCAGCUCCUCCCCGGGUCUGCAGAUGCACGACCCUCAAAGGGAACAUCAGCUCCUCACCGGCUCUGUAGCUACACGACCCUCAAACUGGAACAUCGGCUCCUCCCCUGGUCGGCUGCUGCAAAACCCCAAAACCGGAAAACCAGCUCCUCCCCGGGUCUGUGGCUGCAGGACCCUCAAAUUGGAAAACCAGUGCCUCCCCGGGUCUGCGGCUACCCUGAAACCGGAACAUCAGCUCCUGCCUGGGUCUGCGGCCGCAAGACCCUCAAACCGGAACCUCAGUUCCUCCACAGGUCUGCGGCUGCACGACCCUCAAAUUGGAACAUCAGCGCCUCCCUGGGUCUGCGCUGCAUGA
Messenger RNA from Symphalangus syndactylus (siamang), 2385 nucleotides. RefSeq lists its product as uncharacterized. The record is from RefSeq and is a predicted model, not a curated record. NCBI's taxonomy places the organism in Eukaryota, Metazoa, Chordata, Mammalia, Primates, Hylobatidae.